AUGGACUCCCGCCACCAGCGGCUGGCGACGCUGACCAAGGCCCUGACCGCGCACGUCAACGCCGGCCGCCACCGCGAAGCGCUCGCCUUCUUCGCCCGCAUGGCCUCCGACCCGGCGCUCCCGCCGCUCGCCGACCCGUCCUUCGCGUACGCCCUCCCGCUCGCGCUCAAGUCCGCCGCCGCGCUCCGCCUCCCCUCCUCCUCCGCCGCCGCGCCCAUCCACGCCCUCGCGCGCAAGUGCAGCGGCCUCCUCAGCAACCCCUUCGUCGCCUCCGCACUCGUCGCCUCCUACGGCACCGGCUCCUCCGCCGAGGCCGCGCGCCGCCUGUUCGAUGAAUUGCCCGGCCGCACCGCCGUCGUCUGGAGCGCCAUGAUCUCCGUCUACGUCCGGUCGGGGGACGUCUCGGCGGCCGCGCGGGCUCUCGGCGAUAUGGAUGUUGUGCCGACCGCCUCCUGCUUCAACUCGGUGAUCGCGGCGGUGGUGGAGUCUGGGGAGCACCCUGCCCGGGCCGUCGAGCUCUACCGGCAGAUGCAGGGGAUGGGCAUCAAGCCCUCGCUCAUCACCCUGCUGGCGCUUGUCCGCGUGUGCACGGGGCUGGGCGCGCUGAGCUCGGUCAGGGAGGUGCACGGCUUCGCGGUGCGGCACGGCAUGUUUGUGAGCUGCCAUCUCGGCAGCUCCCUCGUCGAGGCGUACGGGCGGUGUGGCUCUUUGGUCGGCGCGCAGAGGGUUUUUGAACUGGCGGAGGAGCGCGACGUGGUUGUCUGGAGCUCCAUGGUGUCGGCGUACGCGUUCCAUGGCCAUGGAGACGUUGCGGUGUCGCUUUUCAGGCGUAUGGAGCUGGAGAAGGUCCGGCCUGAUGGCAUCAUGUUCCUCGGCGUGUUGAAGGCCUGCGGCCAUGCUGGUCGCGCAGAUGACGCCUUGAAGUAUUUCGAUGUGUUAACCAAGACAUAUGGAGUGGAAGCAUGCGGAGAUCAUUAUUCGUGCUUGGUUGAUGUCUUGGGACGGGCAGGGAGGUUGCAUCAGGCCUAUGAUGUUAUACGGACGAUGCCGGUUAGAGUUACCGCAAAGGCCUGGGGUGCUCUCCUUGCUGCUUGCAGGAAGUAUGGGGAGGUGGGGCUGGCAGAAGUUGCAGCGAGAGCGUUGUUUGAGAUUGAACCAGAGAAUGCAGGGAACUUUAUUUCGCUUGCAAAUAUCUAUUCGGGCUUGGGUAUGCAUGAGGAGGCAGAGCGGGUGAGAAGGGACAUGGAGCAACAAGGCUUGCAGAGCUCACCUGGAAGCAGUUGGACGAUACACCGCAAGUCAAGUGAACUUGUCUGA
Triticum turgidum subsp. durum (durum wheat) is the source of this 1317-nucleotide messenger RNA. The record is from the annotation of a GenBank genome assembly. Lineage: Eukaryota; Viridiplantae; Streptophyta; Magnoliopsida; Poales; Poaceae.